AUGCCCCAAUCAGACUUGAGGUGGGGAUGCAUUGUGCCAAAUCUAGAUCGUUCCGCUUUGAGAAUGUUUGGACUACGGUGGAAGCUCCGUAGAUGGUCUAAGGAGAGUUUUGGCUUCAUUAAACUUCAGAAGCUUUUGCUGUUACAUGAUUUAGAGCUGAUUGAUGUCAUCAAAGAAUCUAGGUGCCUUAGCUUUGAUGAAAUUAUUCAGGAGCGCGGAUUGACGGAGAGUUUAGUGGAAAUCCGUAAACAAGAGGAAGUUUACUGGAAGCAGAGAUCUCAGGUACAAUGGUUAAAGGAGGGGGACGAAAACACAAAGUAUUUUCAUUCAGUGGCAAAUGGGAGGAAAAAUAUCAAUUUUAUUCCUUCUAUCAAUAUUGGAACUGCCUCCUUCACAGAUGCUAGGGAAAUUGGCAAAGUUUUUGAACAACAUUUUAGGGCUCUUUUUGGUCAAAGAAGGACUUUUCGUUUCAAGGUGGAGCUAUGCAAUCUUUUGAAGAACAAAGCCUUUGUGGACUUAUCCUCUCUUGAGCGUCCUUUUACACUGGAGGAAGUGAAAAGAGCGGUCUUUGACCUAGGAAGUGACAAAGCCUCAGGAUCGGAUGGUUUUCCUAUGUUUUUCUUUAAAACCUACUGGGAAUUUGUAAAAGGGGAGGUCAUGCAACUUUGCGAGGAUUUCUAUACUGGAAAGGCGAACUUGGAACGAAUUAAUUGGGCCUGCAUUGCACUUAUUCCUAAGGUCUUGAGCCCGUCUACACCUUGGGAGUAUAGAUCCAUUAGCCUAAUUAAUUCUUCAUUAAAAAUCAUCAGCAAGAUUCUGGCCUCAAGACUUAUCACGGUGAUGGACUCAUUGGUGGACCACACACAAUCUGCUUUUCUUAAAGGGAGACAUAUCUGGGAUCUCAUCUCCCGAACUAUUUUGUGGAACAUUUGGCUAGAACGAAAUUCCCGCAUAUUUCAGCUAAAAGCUUUACCGUCUUACAUUGUCAUCUUUAGAUCUGCUAACAUGCUUCUCUCAUGGUUAUCUACAGACUCAGACAGUCAUCUGCAACCCAACACCGAUGCUUCACAGAAAAUCAAGCGUUCACUCAACUUUCUUACCGAAACAGUUUCCCACCAGGCCGACAACUCGGCGCCUGACAUUGCACAUGAGUAA
Messenger RNA from Dioscorea cayenensis subsp. rotundata (Guinea yam), 1155 nucleotides. RefSeq lists its product as uncharacterized. The coding region runs from base 1 to 1155 and encodes 384 amino acids. Lineage: Eukaryota; Viridiplantae; Streptophyta; Magnoliopsida; Dioscoreales; Dioscoreaceae. The record is from RefSeq and is a predicted model, not a curated record. The transcript has 3 exons.